Molecule: messenger RNA, 570 nt
Organism: Leptosomus discolor (cuckoo roller)
Lineage: Eukaryota; Metazoa; Chordata; Aves; Leptosomiformes; Leptosomidae
Source: RefSeq, a predicted model, not a curated record
AUGUUGCACAGGUACAGAGUCCUAGAAGCUCUGGGCGUAAGGGCUUUGGGGAACCAUGAGUUUGAUGGAGGUGUGAGUGGAUUAUUGGACCCUCUUCUUAAAAAUGCCAGUUUUACAAUCCUGAGUGCAAACAUUAAGGGGAAAACCCCAUUAGCAAAUGAAAUGAUGAAAUACGUUAAUCCUUUUACAAUAGUACACUUUGACUCAGAAUCAGUAGGAAUUGUUGGCUACACUACAAAAGAAACUUCUUUUCUUUCACAGCCAGGGGAUGACGUAAUCUUUGAAGAUGAAAUUGAAGCAUUGCAAGUACAAGUGAAUAAACUUACUGCUAUGGGAGUGAACAAAAUAAUUGCACUAGGACACUCUGGUUUUACUGUGGACAAGAAUAUUGCCCAGAAAGUGAAAGGAGUGGAUGUUGUAAUUGGAGGGCAUACAAACACAUUUCUCUAUACAGAGAUAGACAUCAUUCCAGAGAUAAACAUUGUUGAUCUGAUUUCUUCUGCAGCAAUGCUACUUUGGGCAGAACCUGCCAUCAGCAGCUUCUCCACUGCUGCUGCCUUCCCUGUGCCA